AGUUCUCCAGACGACAACGAAGGCUUUCGGUGGCGUAUCGUGUUUCCACGAUUUAACACAGAGUUGACACUUCUUUCUAGUUAAUUAUUUUAUGGCUCGCACUUCUCCUUGUGUAUGUGUUUUGUGGUUAAAACCAAGGAGUUAAAACAUGGUUAAAACGUGGUUAAAACCACUAAAAAUUAUUUCUUAAAAUCUGUGCUUAAAAUCUUGGCGGUAAAUUAUUAACUCUCUUAUUUAUAUUUUUUGUGAUUAUAAAGGGAGAAAGACAGGAGAUGUAUUGUGGUUGAUCAAUAGGUUUAUCAAGUUGUAACUUUAGUUGUAAGAUUGCCAAGAAAAUCAUUUAAGAGCUAAAUGCAGUUUAGAGCUUUAAUUGUAGAUAAUGCUGCAAUGAAAGAUUUUCUAAAUGUAGUUCUAAGCCUAUCAAAAUUCUCGAAAACAUGUGUCUUAAGACUGACCAGUACCAAGAUAUAUUUCAUAGUCUCUGAAGAAGAAAAUGGGCCAAGACAGCCUCUAGUUUGGUGCGAAUUACCAAUAAACUAUUAUUUUAGAGAAUACAACAUUGUUGGAGUCAGCAGUUCUUAUAAUGAGAUUUAUUUAGAAUUGUCAACAGUUUUACUAGCCAGAUCAUGUACCGUAAUAAAGCAAGAUAUAAUUUCAUUUAAAAUUAAAUUAACUCACAAAGAAACACCGUGUUUAACUCUAGAAAUGGAAAUGGCAGCAGGUGAUAUAGCCACCCGGCAAUGCGUUCACGAUAUUCCUGUAGAAGUAAUAUCAAGGAAAUAUUGGGAAUCUUAUGAAGAGCCUCAUUUUACAGAUUUCCAUGUGUCUAUACAAAUGCCUAACUUAAAAUCAGUUAGGAAUAUAGUAGAAAGGAUGAAAAGUAUGAGUCACACUCUUACUGUAAGUGCAAAUAAAGACGGUAAACUUAAUUUAUCCAUUAAUACAAGCACAGUUAAAUUGGCAGCACAUUUCCCCAAUUUAAAUGUCAAUAGUUUUGUGGAAGGAAAUGUGACAAAUUGUAGCAAUGAAGAAAUCAAGUCUAAUUCCGUAUCUUCUACAAUUGACAUUAAAAAGUUUAUAAUGUUUCUUUCUGGCAUGCAGUUAAACAAUUGCCAAGCUGUCUGUAAUAUAGUUCAAGGAAAAAUGGUAAAAUUAUACAUGGAACAACCAGGAGCUUUGCUACUUCAAAUAUUCCUAACAGAAAUGACAAUUUAGUUUGUAUAUAUUGUUUAUUCCAAUAAAUACUCUUUUGUUUAAAAAAA
This is a messenger RNA of Sitophilus oryzae (rice weevil), 1262 nucleotides long. It is a transcript of the gene Hus1-like, whose product is annotated as checkpoint protein HUS1. NCBI's taxonomy places the organism in Eukaryota, Metazoa, Arthropoda, Insecta, Coleoptera, Curculionidae. The coding region runs from base 352 to 1215 and encodes 287 amino acids. Gene Ontology annotation, cellular component: nucleolus; site of double-strand break; checkpoint clamp complex. The record is from RefSeq and is a predicted model, not a curated record. The transcript has 7 exons. Gene Ontology annotation, biological process: double-strand break repair via homologous recombination; meiotic DNA integrity checkpoint signaling; mitotic DNA replication checkpoint signaling.